UAUUGUUGUACAGAAGGUAUUCAUGAUUUAAGUGUCUUUAUCUAAGUUGGGCAUUCUAUUUUAAAUAGAAGAACAUGGGCACUUGUGAUUAGUGAACAAUAAAUCAAGACUUCAUAGAUAGCUCAGUUUCUUUUCUUUUUUAAAAGCCUAUAAAGUAGCACAUUUCAAGAACUCCUCUACCACUUAAACCCCUUUUCCCAAAACUUCAAAGAUUGUAUUUUUAAUGAAGAGGAAGUGUUAAAGAUCAUAAAUUUCUUCCAUAUUCCAUAAAACCCACCUGAAUUUAUAGUUUUUACAGCUUUCCUGUCUGAAAAAGGUUAAUAUGUACAGAAAAGGAAGCAGUGUAUGGUCAUCCAUGUUUGGAAAUGAAGAAUUUCAAGAAACUGAUGUUUGGUCAGUCAUCAAUGAAAGAAAAGAUUAUGAUUAUGAUUCAAAAUCUGUCAAGUCAAAAGGGUCAACCUCUGGAUACUCUUCAAGACCAACAGCAGCCAGAAUGAUUCCUAGACCUAGUAUCAACAAUUCAGACAUUGAAUCUAGGAUCCCUCAACAACAAUCAGCACCUGUCAACAUCCCUGAUUGGUCAAAGAUCUAUGGAACAACACCUAAGAGAUCAUCACAGAAAUCUUCAUUCAUUGAUUAUGGUUAUCAUGUUGAUGAUAGUGAUGAUGAUGAUCAUCAUCAUGGUGAUGGUAACAUGAUGCCACCUCAUGAAUGGAUUGCUCAAAAGCUUGCAAGAAAUCAAAUAUCUUCAUUUUCUGUAUGUGAAGGCGCUGGAAGAACGCUCAAAGGUAGAGAUCUGAGUAGGGUAAGAAAUGCUGUGUUAACCAAAACUGGAUUUCUUGAAUAAUUUCUUGAAUAGUUUCUUGAUAUUCAUAAAAAAAAAUUCAAGAAAAGAAAUUAUCAUUAUCACUAUCAUGAUGAUGUAAGAUCAUCAGUAUGAUUGAUAAUUGUGAUAAUUAAAGUGGGUCCCAUUCAAUUGUAUGGUGGUAUAGUCUGUGCAUAAAUUAUUGCUUGUUUGUUUUGUUUCUUUCUGGUUUCUGGGUUGUGUAAUUAAAUCUGUUUUUUUUUGUUUUAGAUUAAGAGAUUGGAAUUGUUAAAGAUGGGUUAUGUCUUGUUUUAUGAUG
Helianthus annuus (common sunflower) is the source of this 1124-nucleotide messenger RNA. RefSeq lists its product as uncharacterized. Bases 323 to 847 code for a protein of 174 amino acids. Lineage: Eukaryota; Viridiplantae; Streptophyta; Magnoliopsida; Asterales; Asteraceae. The transcript has 2 exons. The record is from RefSeq and is a predicted model, not a curated record.